UUUCAGUUUCCAUAGAAACAGCUGACAUCAGCGGGAGAAGGAAGUUUGUUAAGUUAACUGGCUAGAUAUCUACAGUUUAGUCAUCCACAAGAUAUUCACCGUUAAGAUACAAAUUAAGUUAUGUUGGGGUUAUGCUACAUAAUAUAAGCCAAAUAUAAAUAAAUACUAUUUUUCAAACUAAGAGUAAACUUCCUAUUUUUCAAAACCAUGCUAACUAAGCUAGCUAACUUCAACUUCUGAUAGCUGUCGUCAAGUACAGUACAGUAGGAAUAUCUCUGUUCAACGCAGCUGAAUGCAGUCUUAUGGAGCCGCAGGCGACCUUGAGGCCCAGUUGGCCAGAAAGGAACGGGAGUGGAAGGAGCUCCAGAGCCUGCGCGUACUGCAGCUAGAAUCAUCACUCCGCGGAGCUCAGGACGAGCUUUCCGUCCUCAGACAGCGCUUUCAGCAGCUUCGAGACGACUUCCGUUACAACCUGACCGUGCUGGAGGAGAGGGACCGCGAACUGGAGAAAUAUGACGCAAAGGCAACAAGAGUUCAGGCCACAGAGACCGCCAGACAAGAGGAGGUGAGCCAGCUUCGUAUCCAGGUGGCCAAACUGCAAGAGCAGAGAGAAAAGGAGGAGAGAGAGAGAGAGGAGGAGAGGCGACGCAGCCAUCAGAGGGCUGCUGAACACAGGCUGCAGCUGGAAAGACUGCAGGGCUGUAAGGACGGAGACAUCCAGAAGCAGAGGGAGGCAUAUGAAGGGAUGAAACGAGAUCUGCAGCACCGCCUACAGGAGGUGGAGGGGGAGCUGGCCCUGCAGAAACAGGAGCUGAUGGCUGACUUUGACAAUGAGCUGAGACUGAGAGAGCAUGAGUUCAACCUGAGGAUGGACGAGAUGCGCGCUGUGGUUCUGGCUCACAAGCUCAAGGUCAAGCUGCUGUCUAAGGAGGCUGAGGUCCUGGCCCAGACCCAGCUCCAGACCCAGGAGAGGCUGACAGCUUCUGAGGAGCUCUGUCAGAACACACACACCCUGCUGCAGCGCAGGCAGCUGGAGAUACAGGACAUCACGGCGGUCAAGGACAGCAGGAUCAGGCAGCUGGAGGAGCAGCUGAGGAAGAUGGAGGCCAGGAGGAGGACAGAGGAGCAGGCCUGCAACAGGAAGCAUGAGGAUCUGGACCGGGCCGUGAGGGAGAGGGAGGCCCAGCUGGAGGCUCUGAGGGGGGCUCACUCCUCCCAGCUGGGCCUGGUGGAGACCCAGUCCUCCCAGCUGCAGAGCCAGCUUGACGCCAUGGCUGCACACACACGCAGGGCCCAGAGAGAGCAGGCGGAGGCACUCGCACACAGAGACAAGCAGAUAGAGAGGCUUCAUACUGAGCUGGAGACAACUCGAACUGGCUGGGAUACAUACAUCACUCAGGUUUCCAAGGAGACUGUCGUCAAGGACACAGAGCUGCUGGCCUUGCAGGAGAGAGAAGCCAAGCUCAGGACUGAACUGGAGAGGAGCAGGGGGGAGGCCGAGAGGUACAAGCAGCAGCUGGGCCUGGGUGUGGAGAGGGAGAAGGCCCUGGAGCAGAGGAGGGUGCAGCUGGAGCUGGAGUGGCAGAGACGCUGUGAGGACCUCAAGGCUGAGCACUACCUGGCCAGCGAGGGCUUAAUACAGGGCCUCACCCAGGCCAGGGACCAGGCAGCGGCAGAGCUGAGGGAGAGGGAGAGAGAGCUGCAGGACGUGGGGGUCUUACUGCACACCGUCACAGCAGAGAGAGACCAGGCCCUGCAGGGUACGAGACCAGGCCAGGGCGUGGCCUCCCUCCCGUCUGAAGAGCUGCGUCUGCUGCAGCAGCAGAACAGCAGUCUGAGGGCUGUGGUGGCCCAGAUGAGGUGGGACAUGGAGGUCCUUAGCCAGCAGAGGUCCCCUGCCCCUGCUCCUCCCCCUGCUCAUCCCAGAGUCCCAGGGGAUUUCACCUCCACCCUGCAGCCCGCUGGUCCUCCAGCCAAGACCACUGACAGCUCUGUCAAGACCAGUCCAGCAGGCUACACUGAGGCCAUGGAGGAGCAGCUGUCAGAGGUUAAGGCACGCUGCAGACAGCUGGAGGAGCAGCUAGAUGGGGCCACCAGAGCCCUGAUCCCCCCCACAGACUCCCUGGCCCCCCCACUGGCCCCCCUGCUGGACCCCAUCUCAGCAGACAACGCCUACCUGCAGAACCACAUCCGCUCGCUCAAUGAGACCAUAGGUGGUCUGCGUGUUGUGAAGGUUGCUUUAACUGCAGCAUUGAGAAAGCAUGAGGUGAGGGUGGCACACCUGGAGUCUGCCAUGGCCUCCCUCACACAGCAGUGUCAUUCCAAGCAGGUAGAGGGGGAGGAGCUGCGCUUGGAGCUGGCCAAUCAGAAGCGGAGUUGGAAGGCAGAGGAGGCGGGGCUGCACCAGAAGCUGGUUGCCGUAGAGAUGGAGUUGGCAGAAGUGAGGAGGGAGAAAGAGGAGUACCAAAAGGGAAGCAUCCUCACCAACCUGGAGACGGUUGCCCUGGGCAACCAGGUAUCGGCUCUGAAGAUGGACAUCGCCAGCAGGAGGGAGCCCAUUGUCUGUGAACAGAGUGAGAUGGUACAUGAGCUGCAGGAGGAGAACCUCCGUUUGAGACAGCAGCAGCUCCUAUCCCUGGGGUCUGGGGUGGGCCUGGGGGCCGCCCAGGGGUCUAAACCCAGCGCCCCGCUGCCAGAGACCAGGCUGAAGCAGGCUGCCCGCUGUAUCGCCCGUCUGAGCCGGGACAAGCAGCAGCUGAUUGAGAUGGGGAAUCGGCUCCGCUCCCAGCUCAUCCAUGCAGGACUGGAGGUCCCCCAGCCAGCGCCUGUGUUCUCUCCAGCACCAGAGGCAGCGGGGCCAGAGAGAGACCGGUCUGGCCCCGGACCGGAGCGUCAGCAGGGGCGGCUGUCUGUUCUGGAGCAGCUGCAGUACCAACUCACCACACAGGAACUGCAGUACGCUCAGAGGGAACCAAGGACGGGAGCCCCCAUCAGGGUACAGCCCCUCUCCCACAGCGAAGGUGGGGGGCGGGGCCCAGGCCGGGACAGGGCUGCCAACCCCUGGGUCCAGGGGAGCAGGGACACACACAGACAGCAGCGUUCUCGGAGCAAAGAGAACACGCCUCCUCUUCUCAGCCAAUCGCCAACCCUGUUGAAACGGGACGGGGCGUCGCGUUCCUCCUCCAGCCCGUGUGGUGCGCUGGUGUCGUCCCUAGCGACGGAGGGUUCGCUGAGGGAGGUGUGGCAGGUACUGGACAGAGGACCGAGCCCCUCUGUGCUGACCACACCCAGACUCAGCUCUGACACAGGAUCUAUUCACACAGGGGAUCAGGUGGAGAUGACCAGGUGUGAGCUGAAAGAGGCCAGUCCAGAGAGGCAGAUGAGGGGGCUACAAGGGACUAGAGCCCCUGUCCAGGAGAGGAGAACCACCACCAGGCCCAGCCAACCCUCAGCCAAAAUCAGGAACACCAAGCCUACCAGCAGGGGUGGAAAGAUCCGGAACUACAAUAUUAAAGACUGAAGGAUGGGCGUAGACAUAGACGGAUGGAUGGAUGGACACCAGUGAUAACUUUUGCAUUUCUGUCACCAAUCAUGAAAAUCCUGUGUGUGGCUGACUGUUUCCUCACCUGUCUCCUAUAUCAAAUGUUUUAUAAAUAAUUAUGAAUUACUGUGAAUUUUAAUAAACAAAUGCGCGCCAAAUAUCUUAUUUUAUGACUUGAAAUAUAUUACUUAUUUUUCAAUGUGGCGAUUUAUGUUUUCAGUGAACAUUGUGACAUUCGACUUCAUGCAGCACCGGCGGCGCCGACAGCCGUUUUCUAAACAAGUAACCACGACCGUCGUCGAACCAAUUUUCCCAAUGACAUCACUGUGCAAUGUACUGCUAUCAAGUCCCGCCCGUUUCUGUCAUCUCUUCAACCGAUUUCUUAGCCACUCCCUCUCAUUCACGAUGAUUGGAGGGGUUCACACACCCCCGCUCUAUGAUUGGUGCAUAACAAUGCCUAUUUAGAAUAUGGCGAAUGCCAUUACGUUGUGUACCACGUGUUUUAAAGCUGACUGUGUGGAUGAGAACCCCAAGUGAGCUGCUUCUUAUCAUGGCUGCCGGUGUUGCGAGACUGACUGUUUCACUAUAAGUUUUUUAAUAUUCACGAUAUAACUCGUUUGCAUUAAAAUCCAUACUUUAUAUUGACAAAAAACUGAUUCGAUUGAACUGCAAUCUAUAACAGACAUAGCUAGAGCCUUUUAUAGUGUAAUGCAAAACAACCAAAUGCAACUCUUUUAAAAUACUAUGCUGUUUGGCUAAAUAUAAUGAUGUAGUUUCACAGGCAAUGUACAAAACAUGCAUGUACUACAAAUACGAAAGGCUUGAUAUAAAACUAAAUUACUUUGUUAAUGAUGAAAGUCG
Molecule: messenger RNA, 4402 nt
Organism: Hypomesus transpacificus
Lineage: Eukaryota; Metazoa; Chordata; Actinopteri; Osmeriformes; Osmeridae
Gene: ccdc57
Product: coiled-coil domain containing 57
Exons: 19
Coding region: 293-3520 (1075 amino acids)
Source: RefSeq, a predicted model, not a curated record